AUGGCUCCUACUGAGAGCUUGACGGCCGAAUCAGGUCACUCUGAGCCUACCACCGCGAAUGUCCGAGACGAAGAGUUCUGGUUCGACGACGGGUCCAUCAUCCUCCUCGUCCAGAACGUCGAGUUUCGCAUCUACAAGGGUCUUCUCACAGAACACUCCUCCGCCUUCGUCGACCUCUUUUCUCUCCCCCAACCGCCGACACAGUCAAGCUGUCCAGUGGUGCGCACACAAAACCAGUACCCGCCGAUGCUCUCCUUCGAGCAGGUGGCCGCGUACGUCCGCCUGUCCCACAAGUACGACAUGCCCGUCCUCUACCGCGCCUCCAUCGCCCACCUCAAGCGCCACUUCACUGACGACCUCCGCGUCUGGCCCACGCUGCUCCCGACGGCGCUGUGGAUGUGCUGCCGGCUCGGGCCGGAGCUGCUGUCCGGGUUCGCGUACUCGGACGGCGAGGUGGAGACGCUGGCAGCGGCGGACGUCGCGCUGUGCUGGGCGGCGCGGCCGCGGCUGGUGCAGGCGACGCUGCAGACGUUCCUGUCGAUCUACCCGGCGCCGAGCGCGGAGACGUGCAGCGCGGGGGCGCUGCGCGGGGACGACAGCGGGUGCCGGCGGUUCGCGACGAGCUUCGUGCACAAGAUGAGGCACAAGCCGGGGAUUUUCGUCGCGCCGGACCCGCUGAUCGGGUACAUCAACAUGGACGGGCCGAGCGGGAAGAAGUUGUGCGAGGGGUGCCGGGAGGGGGUGGUGCAGUGGAGCGAGAAGGUGUACUUUGAGGCGUGGAAGUCGUUGCCGGAGCUGGUCGGGGUGGAGGUGCCGGGGUGGACGGAGGCGGCGAGUCCGAACCAGACCUUCUCGUCUAAGACUCAUCAUUUCGCAUCGAUGCGAUCGAAGAAGAAAGACAAGCGAUCCAAGAUCCAAGACAUCGAGAAGUUCUACUUUGAUGACGGCACGAUCAUCCUGUUCAUACAAGGAGUCCACUUCCGGGUACAUAUGGGAAUACUUGCCAUGCAUUCACCCGUCUUCACGGACAUGGCCACUCUUGGUUCUGUGUCUCAUCAAGUCGACGCAACCGGAGGAAACCUCGACCCAUGUCCCAUCGUUGAGUUGCAAGACUCCGUCUACGACUGGCGUCAUGCUCUGCGUGUCAUCUAUAACAUCAAACCAUUGAAGAGCAUCGGGGACAAAACCUACCGUCCCACUUUCGACGAAGUCUCCGCUUACAUCCGUCUUGGCCACAAGUAUCAAAUGGACGCCUUUUACAAACCCGCCAUGGUAUAUUUGGAGCGCUUUUUCUCUCCCACCAUCGACCGCUGGAACAAGUGGAGCUCCCGGGACGACCCGUACACGCUCCCCGGAUGCGCUCCCGAGUGCGCCAUCGGGAUCGUCAACCUUGCUCGGCUGACCGGGAAGACGUCGCUUCUACCGCUCGCCCUACUCUCGUGUUGUCAGCUCGGGGGGAGGCUGUUGGAGUGCCUCGCUCGCCCAGACGGAACGCACGAGACGCUGUCUCCUGAGGACCUGAAGCGCUGCUUGAGCGCUAUCAACCAUUUGACCUCCGACGGGAUUUAUGCGAUGCAACUCCUGAUUGGAACUCGACCUGAAGAGUCAUGCCCGAACACACAGUUGGAUUACGGGGAUGGGACUUGCACGGGGGGGAUCCGUGAACUGCUUGCAGACUUUCAAGACGAUUCCAGUCAGGGCGUGCCUAUUCAACCCACCCCGUUCGUUCAGCCCGACAUGUACAUGCUCUGCGAGGAGUGUCGCGGCCAGAUCCAGGACAAGUGCAACGAGAUCAACCAAGACACGCUGUCCCGACUGGCGUCGUUCUUCGAUCUCUAG
Molecule: messenger RNA, 1839 nt
Organism: Epithele typhae
Lineage: Eukaryota; Fungi; Basidiomycota; Agaricomycetes; Polyporales; Epitheliaceae
Exons: 7
Coding region: 1-1839 (612 amino acids)
Molecular function (GO): protein binding
Source: RefSeq, a predicted model, not a curated record